This is a messenger RNA of Vitis riparia (riverbank grape), 2589 nucleotides long. RefSeq names its product scarecrow-like protein 3. The transcript has a single exon. Bases 800 to 2218 code for a protein of 472 amino acids. Lineage: Eukaryota; Viridiplantae; Streptophyta; Magnoliopsida; Vitales; Vitaceae. Gene Ontology annotation, biological process: regulation of DNA-templated transcription; response to gibberellin. Gene Ontology annotation, molecular function: DNA-binding transcription factor activity; sequence-specific DNA binding. The record is from RefSeq and is a predicted model, not a curated record. Gene Ontology annotation, cellular component: nucleus.
GAGAGAAAGAGACAAAGCGAGAGAGAAACUGGAAGACUCGCCUUCUCACAAAUUCCAUAUUCCACUGGAGGGGCAGGACACCCCUGCAAUAACGACAAAAGCCACCUUCACCCUUCUUCUCAACGUACCCUCCUCUUGAACACCCUCGCCUUUUAACUCUACCGUUUUCACCUUCUCUCUCUUCCUCUGCACCACAUCCACAAACUGACACACAUCCUCCCAUAUACCAAGCCACAGCAGCUCUGCACUCCGAUUCAAGCAUCGCUUCCCCUAUUUUUCAUGGGGCUUUUCAUGGGUUGUUGAUCGAUUAAAAAACCCACAAAGGGAUUGGUGGCUCUUGCUUUGGUUUCCCACCUCUUCUGCCUCUGGUACCGUUCUCUGUUUUUUCAUGCAUGCCUUCAUGUUAUUUUCAGUGUUAAUCUGAUCUGAGUUCAUGAAAUCUGUGGAACCCAUUUGAGUUUGUGUUGUGAUGCUUGCGUCUUUCAUAAUUUUGUCGAAUUUGGGCUCUGGCUGUUGCUGAAUCAAAACCCCAAAACCCUCUGCUUCUUGUUCAGCCUGUUGUACUCUUCACUGCCUAGUUCUUGUUAUACCAGGGUCUGUUUUGGUCCGCAAACUGCUCUGAAUUUGAUCAUUCUUGGGUAGUUGCUGUGAAGAGAUGCACAUUUUUCUCGUUUUGUGAUGUGAUUUCAUUCAAUUCUGGUUUGGUUCUUGGUUGGGGGAAUUUGAGAUCCAUUCCUUUGGUUUGUUGAGUCCAAUUUUUAUCUCAUCUGUUGCAAUUACCAUCUCUCCAUUUGUGUUAAUGGCACCAAUGGAUGAAAGAUCUUCGUCUGUUACUUCUUCGCCUCUCCAAUUGUUCUCCAUGAUGUCGCCUUCACCCAGCUUGGGAUCACCAUAUCCAUGGCUUAGAGAGCUAAAAUCCGAGGAGCGGGGCCUGUGUUUGAUCCAUUUGCUACUCACUUGUGCAAACCAUGUAGCUUCUGGUAGCCUGGAAAAUGUGAAUAUUGCCCUGGAGCAAAUCUCCCAACUUGCCUCUGCUGAUGGUGAUACCAUGCAGCGCAUUGCUGCUUACUUCACGGAGGCACUUGCUGAUCGGAUACUCAAGACAUGGUCUGGUCUCCACAAGGCCCUCAACUCCACCAGAAUAUCUUUUCCUUCUGAGGAUAUUCUUGUUCGGAAACUAUUUUUUGAGUUGUUUCCAUUCUUGAAGAUGGCAUAUGUGAUCACUAACCACACUAUUAUUGAAGCUAUGGAAGGGGAAAGGAUGGUUCAUAUAAUUGAUCUCAAUUCGGCUGAACCUGCACAAUGGAUUGCACUUCUUCAGGCCUUGAGUGCUCGCCCCGAAGGCCCACCCCAUUUGAGAAUCACAGGGAUUCAUCCUCAGAAAGAGGUCUUAGAGCAAAUGGCUCACAGAUUAACCGAGGAAGCAGAGAAAUUGGAUAUUCCAUUUCAGUUCAAUCCCAUUGUUAGCAAAUUAGAGAAUCUUGAUUUUGAGAAGCUGCGAGUUAAGACCGGGGAGGCUCUAGCAAUCAGCUCAGUUCUCCAAUUGCAUUCCUUUUUGGCCUAUGAUGAUGAAUUCCUUAGGAAAAAAUCCUCACUAGCAUCAAAGAAUUCAAAUGGGGUUCACUUGCAAAGAGUCCUGCAAUUGAACCAAACCACAUUGGGUGAAUUGCUUGAGAAUGAUGUGGUUAAUCGAUAUAGCCUUAGUCCUGACUCAGCUUCAUCAUCACCACCAUCUUUCACAGGUUCGCCAAAAAUGGAUGGCUUUCUUAAUGCAUUGUGGGGUUUGACACCAAAGCUCAUGGUCAUAACAGAGCAAGAUUCAAACCAUAAUGGAUCUACUCUGAUGGAGAGGCUAUUAGAAUCCUUGUACUUCUAUGCAGCAUUGUUUGAUUGUUUGGAAUCUACUCUACCAAGAACAUCUAUAGAGAGAUUGAAGGUGGAGAAGAUGCUUUUUGGGGAGGAAAUUAAGAACAUUAUAGCAUGUGAGGGAGUCGAGAGGAAGGAGAGACAUGAAAAACUUGAGAAGUGGAUUCAAAGGCUUGAUUCAGCUGGGUUCCAGAGCAUGCCUCUCAGCUACUACUGCAUGGUGCAGGCAAAGAGGUUGCUGCAAGGUUAUGGUUGUGAUGGUUAUAGGAUCAAGGAAGAGCAUGGCUGUGCAGUGAUUUGCUGUCAAGACAGACCACUCUUUUCGGUAUCAGCUUGGAGGAAUAGAAAGUAAGAUUUAGAUUACUGGUCACACAGGGUUUGAGUUUUUCCUCUCAUUUUCUUCUUUGUAUGAAAAGAUUUUGUUCAUUUGCCAAUGCAUACUGUUGAAAGAUUUGAAGACCUUUCUCAAGCUCUUAGAAGUUCAUUUUUUCUUCUCAUUUUAUUCCUUAAUGGAACACAGGACUAGUGAGUGUGUGUGCAUAUGUGAACUGAUCUUCUCAGUUAUAUAUUGAACGGUUGCUCUGUUUGUAGUGAUGUGGCCUGAAAUUGGUUGCAAUUGCAAAGGACUGUAACGCAAUAACCAUUAUUGCAGGAUCAUGUGGAAACAAUGCAUGUAUUUGGAUUGCUAUUUCUUCAUAGAAACACAUUUCAUCUUUUGGUUUU